AUGCUCGAACUCCAGUUUUUGUUUUUUGGUGGUCUCGCUCCUCCUCCCGAGUCCCGUUGCUCCUCCACAGUCACCCUCCACCCGGUCUGCUGGGAGAAGCAGGGGAGAGAAGAGAGACACUUGAGAGGCGGCAGGAUUCUAGUUUUUUCCCGUCAAGAUGAGGGUGUGUGUGCUGGUUCCGCUUAUGUCCCUGGUUCUGGUGGUGUGCGCGGCCCGGUCUCCGUACCAGGCGGUUCUGCAGCACAGCCGAAUCCGAGGCCGUCAGCAAGGACCCAAUGUUUGUGCCAUGCAGCAGAUCAAAGGAACCAACAAGAAAUAUUUCACCAACUGCAAGCAGUGGUACCACAGGAAGAUCUGCGGCAAACCCACGGUGAUCACCUAUGAAUGCUGUCCAGGUUAUGAGAGGAUUCCUGGAGACAAAGGCUGUCCUGCUGCAUUGCCUCUGGUGAACAUCUACAACACCCUGGGCGUGGUCGGAGCUUCCACAACUCAGAUGUACUCUGAACGAGCCAAUCUGAGAGAGGAGAUUGAAGGUCCAGGAAGCUUUACUUUCUUUGCCCCAAGCAACGAUGCGUGGGCAGCCCUCCCUGCUGAGAUCCUGGACGCUCUGGUGAGCAACGUGAACAUCGAGCUGCUGAACGCGCUCCACUAUCACAUGGUGAACAGUCGGCUGACCUCUGAGGAGCUGAAGCACGGGUCCUCCUUCCCCUCCAUGUACCAGGACUCACAAGUCCACAUUCACCACUACAGCAAUGGGAUUGUGACAGUGAACUGUGCACGUCUCAUCAAACCUGACCAACACUCCACCAACGGCAUCGUGCACGUCAUCGACCGAGUUAUUACGGCCGUCUCAAAUGACAUGCAGACCGUCAUUGAUGUAGAUGAUGACCUGGAGACGCUACGUACGGCCUUCGCCGCUGCAGGUCUGACUACCUUGCUGGAGAGUGAGGGUCAGUACACCAUCUUUGCUCCCACCAAUGACGCCUUUCAGAAGAUUCCUCAGGAGACUCUGAGCAGAAUCCUGGGAGAUCCCUUGGCUCUGAAAGACUUGCUGAACUACCACAUUCUGAAGCAACUGCAUUGUGCUGAGUCGAUCGUGUCAGGGACCUCAAUGGAGACCCUGCAGGGCACUUCGCUGGAGGUCGGCUGUGACGGAGACCAGAUGACUCUGAACGGGAAGGCCAUUGUCACCAAGAAGGACCAGCUGGGAACCAAUGGAGUCAUCCAUUACAUUAAUGAGCUGCUUAUUCCAGACUCCGCUAAAACUCUACUGGAGCUGGCUGAGGGCUCGUCUGUUUCCACGGUUACCAAGUUGUUUGUUGAUGCUGGUCUCUCCUCCCACCUGACGGGGUCAGAGGCUCUAACUAUGUUGGCUCCUCUGAAUGACGCCUUCAAAGCAGGAAGCAUGACUAUGACUCCCAAUCUGAGGAAGCUGAUGGCCAAUCACAUCCUGAAGGAGCAGCUGUCCUCAAAGUCCCUGUACCACGGUCAGGAGCUGGAGACGCUGGGCGGCCUCCGGCUGAGAGUCUUCGUCUACAGAAAUAACUUGUGCAUCGAGAACGCCUGCAUUGCUGCCAAUGACAGGACCGGCCGUUUUGCCUCCAUGUUUACCGUGGACAAAGUCCUCACACCUCCCAUGGGGACAGUCAUGGAUGUCCUGAAGGCUGAUGAGCGCUUCAGCCUGCUGGUCGGAGCCAUCCAGACUGCAGGCAUGACGGAGCUACUCAACCAGCAGGGUUCGCUUACCUUCUUCGCUCCCACCAAUGAAGCCUUCAGCAAGCUGCCACAGGCUGAGCUCAACAGCUUGUUGCGUAGCCCUAGCGAGUUGUCAGGCGUGCUCAAGUACCAUCUGGGGGAAGGAAUGUUGGUCAGUGGGGGGGUCGGCUCUUACACUCGUCUAAAACCUCUGCAGGGGGAGAAACUGGAUCUGGGUGUGCGUAACCUCACCAUCUACAUCAACAAGGUUCCUGUGGUUGACGCAGACCUGAUGGCGACGAAUGGAGUUGUUCAUGCAGUCAACAGCAUCAUCAAACCUCAGCCCCUGAAGAUUGACCUGGAACAGGCUGAUGGCCCUGCAGCUGCUGUCAGAUCCGCUGCUACAACUGCGGUGGACACCAGGAGCUUCAGGAAUGACGAUUUGUUCCAGAAGGUCUUGAGGAGUCGUUCCAGCAGAACAAUGAGCAGGAGUCAGUAAAGAGGAGAAGGGUGGUGAAGAAGAGUCCUGAGCAAUCCUGAAAGAUGGCCACAACUAGAUUAGAACUUCCAGUGUUCUGAAACUCAAACUGUUUUGUGACAUCACACUUUAACUUCUGUAAAAUGUUUAUAUAGUGACGUCCUUCAUUGUGUCAGCAGGUUGGGAUUGAAACCUUCAAUUUGUAAAAUAAAUCUGAGUGCUCUUCAA
This is a messenger RNA of Nothobranchius furzeri (turquoise killifish), 2401 nucleotides long. It is a transcript of the gene tgfbi, whose product is annotated as transforming growth factor, beta-induced. Gene Ontology annotation, biological process: extracellular matrix organization; cell adhesion. The record is from RefSeq and is a predicted model, not a curated record. Lineage: Eukaryota; Metazoa; Chordata; Actinopteri; Cyprinodontiformes; Nothobranchiidae. Gene Ontology annotation, cellular component: extracellular matrix. Gene Ontology annotation, molecular function: cell adhesion molecule binding.